CUUUUUAUUCCCUCAAAAAGCUUUUUUCCAUUAUCACGCGGUCAUGCCCGCACCUACUUAUACCUGCUCACUCAACUUGUAACUCGUGACGGGAGAAGAAGACAUGUGAAGAAGAAAGAAAGAAUCGGAAGUAGCAUUGUGUUGAGAAAGGAGAGAUGUGGGAUAAUAUGUUGGUGUCUCUGGUUUUAGGUUUGGUUAUAGGCUACAUUGCUUGGGUACUCAAGUGGAAGGUGAACAAGGGAGAGAAGGGUCUUCCAUAUCGUCUUCCACCUGGGAGCAUGGGCUAUCCCAUAGUGGGGGAAACUUUUCACUUCUUUAAGCCCAACAAUUCCUUUGGUGUGCCUCCCUUCAUCCAUGAAAGGAAACAGAGAUAUGGGUCUGUGUUCAAGACAAGCAUAGUGGGAAGAACAGUGGUGGUGUGCACAGAAGCUGAAGAUAAUAACUUCAUAUUUCAGCAGGAGGGAAGACUGUUCAGGAGUUGGUACCCAGAGAGUUUCACCCAAGUCUUUGGGGAACAGAACGUUGGGUCUUUGCAUGGGUACAUGUAUAAAUACCUUCGCAACAUGGUUCUCACACUUGUUGGCCCAGAGCCCCUCAAACAGAAUUUUCUCCCUCAGAUACACCAAAACAUUCUCUCCGAAACAGCCCACUGGAACCACAGUGUUCUCGACAUUAAAGAAGCAUCUGCCUCGAUCAUUUUUGAUUUCACUGCCAAGAAGCUGAUCAGCUAUGAUCCUUCAACAGACGGGGGGCUUAGAAGGAACUUUGAAGCAUUCAUUCAAGGCUUGAUAUCAUUUCCACUUGACAUACCUGGAACUGCUUAUCAUCGAUGCUUAAAGGGCCGCAGCAGGGCGAUGGAUAAAUUGAAGAAAAUGCUUGCAAAGAGAAGAGAAAACCCGCAUCUUGAAAAUGCCGAUUUUUUCGAUCACUUGAUUAGUGAGCUCAACAAGCAGGGAACGCUGUUGACCGAAGACAUUGCCUUGGAUUUGAUUUUCGUUCUUCUGUUUGCCAGCUUUGAGACUACCUCCCUCGCUGUCACUUUAGCCCUUAAAUUUGUAACAGAAAACCCAAAAGCAUUAAAGGAGCUGCAGGAAGAACACGAAGCAAUUCUAGCACGGAAGGAAGACAAAGAAUCCGAACUCACUUGGACAGAAUACAAAUCCAUGAGAUUCACUUCCAAUGUGAUAAACGAGACAAUAAGACUGGCUAACAUUGUCCCGGGGAUGUUCAGAAAAGCAAUGAAGGAUGUUCAGAUUGGAGGAUAUAGUAUUCCAGCAGGAUGGACGGUGAUGGUCUGCCCCACAGCUAUGCACCUGGACCCUUUUGUCUUCCCAGAUCCGGUCUCUUUCAAUCCAUGGAGAUGGCAGGAUGCAGAAGAUUCCAACUCAAUAAUUGCCAAGCACUAUUCACCCUUUGGAGGCGGAAUAAGGUUCUGCGUUGGGACGGACUUCACCAAGUUAUACUUAUCUGUGUUUCUCCAUUGCCUUGUUACUCGAUACACGUGGAAGGCUGUGAAAGGAGGAGAGAUUUUGAGAACGCCAGGCCUUUCCUUCCCAAAUGGAUAUCACGUUCAUUUCCACUCAAAACCAGGCCACCCAAAUCUUUCUUAGGCAACAACCAUUGCUUUCUAGUGUAAAUAAGCACAGCGAUUGCAAAGCUUCGCUCAAGACCACAAAAGACUCGUGGCAUCCAAAUAUUCAGCUGAUCAAUAAUCUAAGAGAAAUAGCGAUUACCAACGAACUACGUGGUGUACGAAAUGCUGGACAAACAACCUUUUGUAGAUAUUUAAUUCCACAAUAGAUAUAAGCGUUUGUAUGGUUGGAAUUCGUUUUAUGCCCUAAUUUGGUAAAAUUUGUAUAUCUUUAUUAAGUUUUAUACUAUUUUUGAGUGGAAUGUCUUGAUAUAUGAAAUAUAUGGACAAAAAGUUUGUUGUUA
Molecule: messenger RNA, 1935 nt
Organism: Cryptomeria japonica (Japanese cedar)
Lineage: Eukaryota; Viridiplantae; Streptophyta; Pinopsida; Cupressales; Cupressaceae
Product: cytochrome P450 87A3
Exons: 9
Coding region: 156-1610 (484 amino acids)
Biological process (GO): sterol metabolic process
Molecular function (GO): monooxygenase activity; oxidoreductase activity, acting on paired donors, with incorporation or reduction of molecular oxygen; heme binding
Source: RefSeq, a predicted model, not a curated record